Messenger RNA from Musa acuminata AAA Group (dessert banana), 1494 nucleotides. Its product is annotated as protein FAR1-RELATED SEQUENCE 5-like. The record is from RefSeq and is a predicted model, not a curated record. NCBI's taxonomy places the organism in Eukaryota, Viridiplantae, Streptophyta, Magnoliopsida, Zingiberales, Musaceae. Bases 1 to 1494 code for a protein of 497 amino acids. Gene Ontology annotation, biological process: regulation of DNA-templated transcription. The transcript has a single exon. Gene Ontology annotation, molecular function: zinc ion binding.
AUGAAGUAUGGAGAAGCUGGAAGCUUACUUAAGUACUUCCAAACUCAGUUGAUGGAAAAUCCUUCGUUCUAUUAUGCAGUGCAAUUAGAUGCAGAUGAAAAGAUAGCUAAUGUUUUUUGGACAGAUCCGAGAAUGAUAAUUAAUUAUUGUCAUUUUGGUGAUGUUGUCUCAUUUGAAACAAAGUUUCGGAGCAACAAAGAACUCCGUCCCUUUGCAUCAUUUGUGGGUUUUAAUCAUCAUAGAGAGACCAUCGUGUUUGGAGCAGCACUUUUGUAUGAUGAAACUACAGCGUCUUUCCAGUGGUUGUUUGAGACUUUCCUUGAGGCAAUGUCAGGCAAGAAACCCAAAACCAUGUUCACCAAUCAGGAUGAUGCCAUAUCAAAAGCAGUCUCUCUAGUUAUGCCAGAAACAUACCAUCAGUUUUGUAUUUCACACAUGAAACAAAAUGCAGGUAAAAAUCUUAGUCAGUUGUUUAAAGGUGACUGUGAUUUUAAGAAAGAAUUCAAAGCUUGUAUCAGUCAAUAUGAGGAAGUGAACGAGUUCCUACAUGCAUGGGAUGCAAUGCUUGAUAAGUAUAGCAUUCAUGACAACAGUUGGUUGCAAAAAAUAUUUGAAGUGAAAGAGAAAUGGGCCAGACCAUACAUAAAGUACAGCUUUUCAGCUGGAAUUAGGAGUUCAAAUUUGAGUGAGAGUUUGAACUCUAGCUUGAGAAACUAUCUCAAGUCUGAUAUGGACUUGGUGCAGUUUUUUAGGCAUUUUGAACGGGUGUUUAAUGAUAAUUGGUAUAAGGAAUUGGAGUCCGAAUACAAUUCUAGGGAAAAGCUGCCGAAGUUUAAGAUUAAGGCUCCCAUGCUGAUGCAAACUGCAGUAAUUUACACCAAUAAUAUUUUUCAGUUGUUCCAGUCUGAGUAUGAGGAAUUCCAAUCGGCUUACAUCACAUACCGCAACGAGAGCGGCCCAACUCAUGAAUACUUGGUUGCAAUUUGUGAUCAACCCACAGUGUACAAAGUCAUUGGGGACCCUUUGGAGCAAAGUGUGUCAUGUACCUGCAGGAAGUUUGAGACACAUGGAUACUUAUGUAGCCAUGCUGUGAAAGUUCUUGAUGCUAUGGACAUCAAGUACCUGCCAAGCAAGUAUAUCUCAAGACGAUGGUCAAAGGAUGCAUGGGAUGAGAGCAUGAAGGACCAAGAUGGUAAGAAUAUCCAACUUACCACAAAGAUGAAAGCUUCAAUGCAUUAUCGAUACUUGUGCCCCAAGUAUGUUAGGCUUGUUGCUCGAGCAUCAGAAUGCGAGGAAGCUUAUAAGUUUUUGGACAAAUGUUCAGCUGACUUGAGCAUGAAAGUUGAAGAAAUCAUACAAAAGGGAAAAGACAUAAACGAAGCUGCUUUUGAGACUCGUGAUCCUUUAUCUUUGUCAACUUCAUACCAAAAGGAUGAAUCAGUAAAAGAUUUUAAGAGUUCAGACAUUAUAAGAGCAAAAGGCCUUAAAAACUAA